This is a messenger RNA of Balaenoptera ricei (Rice's whale), 9565 nucleotides long. RefSeq names its product cilia and flagella associated protein 54 (gene CFAP54). Lineage: Eukaryota; Metazoa; Chordata; Mammalia; Artiodactyla; Balaenopteridae. The coding region runs from base 1 to 9522 and encodes 3173 amino acids. The record is from RefSeq and is a predicted model, not a curated record. The transcript is spliced from 68 exons. Gene Ontology annotation, biological process: cilium assembly.
AUGGCGGCGCAAGGCACCUGUUCGACCUCUCCAUCCAACGUGUCUCCCAUGUCUGUGUCGCCGCCAGGACCGCCGCCGACCCCGCCCCCGACCUCGACUGCGAUCUCGAAGUUCCCCCUGGAGUCAAAGGCGAGCUCUUUGAGCCCACUGCCUCGCUCGACCUGCCGCGAGGACUUGUUGCCCCUCGCAGUGUUUUAUGGGCCGCUGGACGCUAAAAACCCACUCCUGGCCUCCUGUGAGAAGGAGAUCCAGGAGUUGCUAGGCUUUAUGAAGAGAAAGAAGGCUUUAGCUACAACGGAGGAACAGAAGCAUGAGUUCCACCGGCGUUGUGCCACCUCUUUGUUUAAUAUCUGGACCAAAUACGCCCCCCGGCUGCCAGCUGCCUAUUACAACGAAAAGCUUCUGAAGGUUGGAGAUAGACUUUGUGAAAUGAAAGAAUAUAAAUUGGCCCUUUUACAGUGCUAUGGGAGAUAUCUUCAGCAGUUCAGCAUCAACUUUGACGAGAAUAAAGCAGAUGUGAACCAAUUCAAAAGUGUCUUUUUUCCAAAAGGCUUUGAAGACAAAAGUGCUGCGCAUACGUUUCAUGCUUUAAGUGGCAGAAGUAUUUGCAACUACCAUCUGGUCUGUGACAGUGACAUGAACCUGCAGAAUAAAGAAUCUGUGGCCCAGUGUCUGCAUAUCUUGUCCUCCUUAAGGCUCAUCAUGCAGGUGGCUUUGUCACAGGAGCAACUUUGCUGGAUUAUAUUCAAUGGUACCAUUUACAUUUACACCAUUUGCAGAAAACUGAUGAUCAUAGGUCACUCUUCUAAGGCCUUGGAAUAUCUCCUGUGGGCCAGUAUAUGUAUGGAAUCCUCGGUCCCACUUCUGUCCAUCAGGUACUUGACGUGGAGAGCUACUCUUUACACCGCUGUCUGCCAAUGCUACUAUGACUGCCAGGCUGGUAUUCACGGAGAGGCAUUCGCUCGGCGUGCUUUGGCUAAAAUUGAUGAGUUAAGGCAACUGGAAUUAAUGAGUUCCUCACAAUCACAGGAAGAAUCCAGAGGAUAUUAUAGAGAGGCCACGAUAAAGAUGGCAGUCAUGAUCUUCAAAAGGGGAGUAUUCGAAUCUAGAAGAAAAAACAAAAGUUUCUUUAGACCAAAGAUAAGAGUUAACCUAAAGGAAGCACAAACUUUGCCGUGGCCACGUACUGUCACAGAACGGUUGUUGGAUGAGAUGUUUGAUAGCACUGCAUCCCGGUUUCUGGCUGUCUUGGAGGCUCUCUCUGACUCAAACCGGCGAACACUACAAACUGGUCCCGUUGUUACAGAUGAAGUAGAAGUUCAUGAUGUUGUCUCAGAACUGUUUAUAGCAGGAAAAGAACUUUUAAUAAUGUCAAAUACCAGUGCAGAUGGCAUGCUUGAUUUUCCAAAAUCUUCUCUUCUGGAACUUAUUAUAAGAAGGAAAAAUGUUAUUUCUAUGGAUGCUGCCGUGAAAUUUAUAAAACUAGCUUUUACUUACGAGGAAUGGAGUUUAUUUGAAUCUGCAGCUGGGCAGCUUAUUGAUUUUCUCCAGAGGCAGGAUGAUCCAGAGUCAAAGAAAGCAGAGAAAGAUUUAAUUCUUCUUAUUGCAAUAGAACCUUUAAUCAACGUAAAGAGAAACAAAGGUUUGAUCUUUCCCCUCGAAAACUACAAAGGAGGUCAAGUUUACGUUAAAAAAAUUGCUCUUCAUGAUACUUCUGUGAAGACUUGUGGAUAUUCAGAAGACAUUUUCCAUUUGGCGGCAACCUUGUAUUCCUGUGUCUGUGGCCCUCAACAGAAUGCUCAGCCUGAUAAAGAAAUCGUUGUGGACAUGAUAAUGUUCCUUUGGCAGAAAUGCAAAGUAGGAAUUCAGCGGGUCAAUGUGUCCAGAAAUGACUAUGCAAAGUUCACCCAGAAAAUCAGUACUAAUAAAUGGGUUUAUCUUCUGUGGCAGAUAAAUGAAAUAAUUCACUGCUAUAAAAUGGAAGACAUUGAUGUUGUGGUGGUGGCAGAGGUCGCAUUACGAUUAAGUGAAAUAUUGGAGUCUUUAGGAAACCCAAGAAGAAAAUUUAAAAAAUUUCUAGAUAUACCUUUAAGGAAAGGGACUAGUGAAUUCCUUGGGGCUCCAAAAGGGAGUGUGGAAACUCUUCCAAUAUUAAAGAAAAAACCUGAGGAACAGUUAUUUUUGGCCUAUGAACUUCUUGACAAAGCCAUUGGUGGAAUAAAUUUGAAUUGCAUGUUAACUGCUUUGCCAAAUGGAUCAUCAGUGGUUGACCAUUGCUAUGCCACGCACACCCACUGUAUAGAUGCAGACACGUGCAAACCAGUCACACGGAAUAGUUUCAUAAUGGAUUUGCAUCUUGAACUAAUUGAAGCCCAGCACCGAAUGGCCGUUGUGCUUCUUGACCAAUUGCAAGUUUUGCAGACUCCAACUGUUAGCAAAAAUAUAUCUACCAAAGGUCCAGAAAAGCCAAAAAAACCUGGAAGUCCUGAUUGUUUUACAGAAUUAAGUGUAAUGAAUAAAAUAAGGAAGAAUAAGCUAUCCAAAGCAAUUUACUUGAUGCAGAAAACCCUUCUAAUGUUUGAGAAAGAUGCAACCUGUACAUCUCUACAUAACUUCUUGACGGAAGCAUAUUCUUUAAUUGAGAAGACCGAAGCAGAACAAAGUGUACUGUAUUCAUAUCAGAAAUGUGUGGAAGUUGCCAAAAGAAAGAAAAGCGGAGUCCCUCCUCCACCCAUCCUGCUAGCCCGAACUCAUUGUUCUGUGACGUUAAAACCUGCUCCAUUUAUUUCUGAUGUUAAGGUCUCCUGGUACUGCAUUUUGGGUUGCAAAGCAGAAGGGAGCUAUGGAAAAGUAAGACUAAACAAUAAUCAUCUCCCAAACUCAGGAGAAGCGAUACCGGCUGAUGGCAAAAGCGUUUUUGAAGUAAAAGGUUUAGAAACCAAUGAAAAGUACAUCUUUGCACUUGCUGCUUAUUGUUCUAAUGGAAAGCUUAUUGGUGAUGCUAUUGGGGAGACGACUAAACCAAUUCUGGUUUACCCACCUCUUUCUGCUGUCACUGCUCGGAUGUUAUUGACACAGGUCGCCUAUCAGAUUGGUAACUAUGAAUUGGCUAAGAAAGUUUUCUCACCAGUUUGGGAUUAUUUUGUUGCUUCACCACUUCAGGAUGACCAAUCCAUUAUUAGUUUAAGCAAUAUAAUGACUAUUACACAGAGAAGAUUACAUUCAGAUAUUUUGGCAGAGAGUUCUUCAAUUCUCUUAUAUCUUUUUCUUAGAAAUAUUUUUGUAACAAGUGACAUUAAAAUUAAAGAAGAAAAUCUUUUCUGUGAUAAUAUUAAAGGCAAUGAGAUUUUCCCCUCUCAACAAAUUGCUAGACUAACUGAAUGUGAGAGAGUAUUAGUGGCAUUGGAACUGAGCAACUACCUAAAUGAUUCCAGUUAUGCCCUUCAAGCUGUUACUCAAUGUUACGGCCUCCUUGCUCCUAUCAUCUAUCACAAUAUUGUUUUGGUACCUGUUGUACGGAUCUUGAUAAAGUGUGUUGUGGUUUUGCAAGGACUACCAAAUAUUCACUCAAAGAAACAUAUUGCGAGCUUUGAAAGUGUACAGCACAUGAUAGCUUGUUGUAUCUUCUACAUAACAAAGAUUCUGCGUUCAUGGAAGGAAUAUGACCUGGCAGUAAUGAUUAUAAAUUAUGGAAAAAAGAUGUUGGACAUCACAUCAGGGUGCAAAUCUCUGUUUGGUGUUACUGACCAAGAAGAAAUGCCAGAGGAGGGUUCUUCCAAGAAGUCUUCCAAGACUAAGAAGCCACAGCAGAUAUUAUUACCUGAGAAAAUAAAUGAACAGCUGGGUUUAUUGGAGACACACCUACUCAAACUGACAAAGCAAUAUGAUACAACUGAACUCUCAGGAACAGAGGAUCCCAUAUUUCUUUACCCUAUAGUUUUAAAUUGGUCGGUCAAAGGUGCUGUGAAAGAAGUUAUGAAAUUUAAGCAGAGACCUAGAUUCCUGGAAUUCUUUACACAAGUUAUGCAAAAAUGUAUGAGUGAUGAAAAAUUUCAACUUAUGGUGGAGAUAACAAAUCCUGUCUAUGACUUCUUGAAAAGGAGGAAUGAGUCCCUACUUGGAAUAAAAAAAAUGAAAUAUAAGGACAAUACUUUGUGUAAAAAGGUCAUCAAACCUACGAAGAAGUUCAGAGCUGCAGUAGUGGAGAUUGGAAGAACUACAGAAAUGAAGCCCAGACAGAGAUCUAAAAAAAACGAAACUCUAAGAGAAUUUUUGAAUAAAAAUCCUUUUAUUUCUGAAAUGGCGGAGCAAGAAAGAAAUAAGAGAGCUGAUGUUCGAAAAGUAGCACAUCGAUUCCUGGUAGAUAACUUGAAUCCUUUAAUAUUAAAUUAUGUUAAAAAGAAGAGGUUUCAUCAAAUAUUUCUUGAGGAGAUGCCCUGGAAAGCUCAGAUGAACCUGUAUCUGGCAAGCGCACACUUCAGCCUGCUUUUAACAACGCUAGGGGAACGUACAAAGAUAAAAUUUGGUUCGUCAUUGGUAAUGGUCAGUUUCCGAUCAUUUGAUCCUAAUAUGUUCUCACUGUAUAAUUCAGGAACAGUAUUACCAACAGGAAAAUUGACUCCAGAAAACUAUAAAGUGAUGCUUGAUUUCCUUCUUACAGCUGAAAAAAGAAAGGCUCACUUACCAUCAGAUGCAGAAGAAUUUUCGGCAUUUCUUAAUUCCAACAUGAGUGAUGAAAAUGUUUCCAAGACACAAACAAGUUAUGAAUCAGACUCUCAGUCAGGUCUCAGUGGUAAAGAAAAGGAUCACUCAGCAAAUGUGGGUCUCUUGGAUCAUUUUAUGAAAAUCUUUUUAUAUUGCAGGAGAGCAAUGGUUCUUGCUCAUCGUGGCGGCUAUUGGACACUGCUUCAGAACUGCUGUCGGGCUCUUUGGAACUUUACUCAGGAGCUACAAAUACUUCAUAAACAAGCAGUGGAUCUGUAUAAAACAUUUCCUAUUAGCCAGGACGGUUUCCUCUGUACCUCUGUUUUACCAUUCUAUUUGGGAGCAGAAUUACUUAUUGACAUGUUAAUAGAACUACAAAAUAUCAGUUCUGUUAAGACUGUUGAAGAAGAAGGAGAGUUCAGUGUUCCAAGUUGCUAUGGAAAUAUUAAAAAUGAUAACGGUGGUUCUAGCCUUACCUUUGAGCAUCCUCUGGAUGAUGUCAAUGUGGUUGAUUUGAAAUGGAUCCACGACUUUGUAUUAAAAUCUCUGGAACUUGUAUAUCAAGUAGAAAAAUGGGAAACACUUGUAUCACUUGCCAUUCAGUUCAAUACAGUUUCGCAUGAGAGAUAUACAGAGCAAGUGACGCCACUCCUGGUGUACGCACAGCACCAGCUGCUUCUACGAAUAUCCAAGUGCAAGGGCCCAGAUAUUACCCAACAGCCUUGCGUAAGAUACGAGGCUGAAUAUGAACAGAAGAUAACCUGCCGAAAUUUCACUGGGAAACAGCUCAAGAUUAAUCCUGUAACCAAUAAAGUGACAACUAUAGGACAUCAGGCAGAUUUCCUUAAAAAUCUUAUCUCUUCAGAAUACAGCAAAGCCAAAGAGCUCCUCUGUGUGCCCGUGGAUGUGACAGACACUUUGAGAUGUUUUAGAGAGACCUUGGAAAAAUCUAAAUAUCAAAACAGAUCAAUCCGACACAGCAGAAAGUUGCUUUCGUUAUUUCUUGCCCAGACACAAGGAGACAAAGGAGGAAUGAACAAUUUAAAAUUCACUACCGGAAAGGUGGAGUUUUGCCUGGGGACAGAAGAGAUGCACAUGCCAGCACCCCCUGACCUUUCUCAGGAGCACUUCCAAGUUUUCACCUCAGUGGAGAAAAGCAAACUUCCCUCCUCACAACUUGGACUCGUAAUUUCUUCUUAUUAUGAAACUAUUAAUGUUCUUCAAGCCAGCAAUGAAAGAAGUCUUAACGUUCAGGCAUUGCAUGAACUUGGAAGUCUUCUUGUCUUCGCACAAAAGAAAAGGGCUGCUUUUAAAUGUUGGAGUCAAGCUCUUGAUGACAUAUUCAGGAAACAAGACGUGCUCCAUACAUGGAAGGAGUUUGGCAGCUCACUCACCAAUGCCACUGACAGCUGUUCACCUCCAGGUUCCAAAGACUACAGUGAGGAGUUUCUGUCAAAAGCUGGCAUUUGGGGAUGUUUGCAAGGAGCGGUGAUAUCAGCGAAGAUAGCACAAUUUAUUCAGACAUUGGACGUUGAAAGGAGAACCAACUGUUGCCUUUUGUCCGGGUUGCUCUUUCAGGGUUUGCUUAGAACCACACUUGCACACCCUAAAGCUGAACGUUGCUAUGCUCAGUAUGAAAUCACUCAGCUUCUUCCAGGCAUCGAGCUCUUCUCGGACAGAUACCGGGCUGACAUCUGCUCUGUAGUUGCAAGUCUGUAUUACGUAAUCCGCGAACUGCACUUUGCUAAGCAAAAUCUAAUAAUUCUGCCUCUUCUUGCAUUGUACCAAUAUUUUGUUUCUGGAAUUUGCCAAGACCUAGUCAGAAAUCUAGAAGCAAGAAUCCUCAAGAUAGAAGUCCUUAUAGAUUUAGGAUUCUUUUCCGAAGCCUUUCAUGAGAUAUCCCAGAUUUUUUAUGGAAAAAACAUGCCUUCUUCAGUACCCGCUGGCUGUAAAGCUACUGGAAGAAUGAAGGUAUUUCAAUCAUUUGACUCGGGAAAACCUCUUACUAGUAAAGAAAAUAUGCAGGCACUUGAUGAUUUAAUAAACAAAGGCUUGCCUCUAAUCCUGGUUACAGUCGGUCAGCAACAUCUCUUAAAUAAGUUUGCCUUUGUUAAAGCAUACUUUUUAAUAAAUGUGGCUGCAACAAUAAACUGUGUCCCAGAACAUAUAAUGAAACCAGUCUGCCAUGGACUUAUUGAUGAGAAAAACAGACCAAACCUACCAAACUUGAAAGAGGUGUGUUUAAAGGAUGAGGGAGGCUUACUUUGUCAGCUUACAAAAAUGAAAGAGGACUUCGCACUUAGCACACUAAAGUCAGUUUUACUGACAGAAGCUGAAGACGGGCUCAGCUUCCUUGUGUCGGAGACGGAGCGUCCAGGCCGUAAGAACCUCUCUCAGAGUUCGGCUGGCGAGCUAGAGAUCGUGGUGGAGGCCAGGCUGCAGCUGGCUGCGGUCGUCCUGCAGAGACACCGGGCAGCAUACAGUGCUGCGAUAGUAUUUUCCACACUUAAACUUCUCCAGGAUUCAAAACUUUUUAAAAAGAAGGUAGUAGAAGAUGACACAGAGAAUUCCAUCUCUCCAGGAGAUUAUGCCACUGAAAGUAAAGAUGAAAAUGAGUUUUUAGAUCCCAUUUCCCUAAAUUCUCGAGAAUAUUUCAACAUUCAUCUGUGGUUGAGGUGCCGCUUAGCAUUGGUGACUGCGUUUGUUGCCCAGAUUCGUGGCAUUGGAAUCGUGAAAGAAAACGAUAUAACAGAUUGUGUGAGCCUCAUCAAUGAAGUUUGUGUGGAAGCAAAAAGUGCAGGCGACAGGGAGCUACAGGCUGAAUUCUUGAUGCAAGCUGUAAUCAUUGGCCUACAAGAAAAGCACUUAAAAGCAGACAUCAUAAAAAACCUUCAGGAUGUAAUACAGUUGCUUGAAGGACGUGAGUUUAUUUCUCCUCGAUCUCAUUUAACACUGGUGAGAAGCAUGCUUUUAUUGGAUGACUUAACAAAAGCCGAGAAAUUCAAGGAAACUCCCUCUUCGAAAACAGAAAAAUUAUAUUUGUUAACUCAGUCUCACAACAUUCUUAUUGAACAGAUGCUAACUUUUGGAGAAACAAUUGAAUUUCCUAUAUCAAACACUGACUAUGCAAGUCCAUUACUGCCAUUGAAAAAUAUCUAUCUUCCUCACGUCAUGUUAUUGGCCAAAACAAAAAUGAGAAUUGGACAUACAGUGGCCAAGCAAGUAUAUUAUACCAGUGAAAAGAAGGAUCCCUCAAAGUGGUUACCUGCCCUUCAUCUUUUUGAAAUAGCUUUGAAGCUCGCUAAGACAUCAGGAACAGAAGAACAAGAGGUGGAAGCUGAAAUCUUUUUUCAGAAAGGCAAAAUAGAAUGUCAAAUAUCGAUGGAAGAGAAAUCUCCAACUUUGCAACUUGAGAGUCUAUUUGAAGCUAUACAACUGAGCUUGAGACAUGAUCAAAACUCAGGGUUGAUAAGAGACUCCUACCUCGAAAUAGCCCUGUUAUUUUUGCACAUGAGGAAGCCAAAGAGCAAACUUUCAGCAUCACCAUUAACACUUCUUAAGGCUCUUCCCAGAAGGCAUAGUUCUAUUAAAGAACCAACAGUAAAUAAAUCUGAAAUGCACAGUUUAUUUGCCUGGAUUGCAAUAAGAGCUGCUGCACAGGUCAGUGAGGCUGUGCUGGCAGUCAACCUACUUAUCGGAAAGAAGAAUUCUAGAACUGAUAAAGUUAGUCAACGGGCAUUACCGAAUAUCCCAGAAUUUGCCACCAUGGAUCUUUUGUCUUCAUACACAGAUUAUUUGCUUGACAACUACCAAGUUGCCUUCCAGACUGCCUGUACCUUCUCUUACCCUAGUGAUGAGAUAUAUGAGAAUGUAGAUACUGGGAAAAAAACCCCAAUUAAAGUGGAUAUUACAUGGAUUCUUCUGCUGCGCUAUUAUAUUCACCUGCAAAGAAUUAAUAAUAUGAGCAAACUGCUAGCAUCUCUGAAGCCAGGAUCUGGAAUGUCUUUGCCAGAUGACACACUUCUCACUUCUCUUUUCAACUCUGGAUUGAUUUUGCGCCAAAAAGAAAUGCAUUUUUUCCUUAAAAGAUUCUUACAGCUAUAUUCUUCUUCUUGUAUUGACGAAUUUCCAAAAGAACUAUUUCAAGUCAUAGAAAAUCCAUCUUUUCCAGAAAAAUUCUUAUAUGACUCAUCAAGCAAGCUAGGAACAACUGACAGUUCUCUACACUCCAAUUUGUCAUUAAAACUGUUUGCCAGCCCAUCAUAUGGAGAUGUGGUGUCCUCAGUUGUAGCAACACAAGCUUUAAACAAAGAACUUUGCUUUCAGUGGUACAUUCCUCCCCUGGAAAAACCUCCAAAGGAAACAGAACCUAUGGUGUUAUUGUUGUAUGCCUAUAAUAUGAAGCCCCUGAAUAUUUCAGAUGUUACAUCUACUGCUUACAACAAUGUAUAUGUUGGCUCUUUCUGGGUUCCACUAAACAGAGUUAUUUCAGUUCACGAGAAAUUAUCUAAUCUUAUGCAAAUCGCUGAAAUAUCAUUGCCUACAACUCCUAAAGUUACUUCAAAUGAAAAUGUAUCUCAAGUAGAAGAAACGGAAGAGGAAUCAAUUGGUAAAGAAAUGGAAAACAUGAUUAUUGAAUGUUGCUCUGAAAUAGUAUCUUUGUUUUUGCCUGAUGAAGAGGCAACUCCACUAUCUGAGGUCCCAUUUGAUAUCUCGCUGCCAUCUAUGUUCAGUCUUGAGAGACUUUUUGAUCUUGCUAGUGGUUGUAUCGUAUCAGAAGGAAGCCUUUUCAACUGGAUGGUGUCGAUUAUUCCCUGAACAUCCUUUACAUGUUAACCUUAUAAAGGAUUUAAUUGUUACU